AUGCGAUCCUUUCGCUUUGACAUAUUGUUGGACCCAAGCCACGACAUGAGUCAAAAAGACUGUGUGGUCCACAUCCUGAAGCUAGCCAAAUCCUUGCGGUGUGAGUAUGUGCACCUUGCCCCGCCGUGCAAUACAUAUUCAGCGGCGCGGUACCCAAAAAUCAGGACAAAGAAGCACCCUGAUGGAAUUCCGGGACUGAAGAAGAAGGAUCGCGAUCUUAUCAAAACCAGUACGCUGAUCAGUGACAAUGUAUGGGACAUGGUCGAAAAGCUGUCCGUGAAGGGCACGUACAUCAGUGUGGAAAAUCCACUUACGUCUUUGCAACUCGGCCAUGAUGUGGGCCAGAUUGCAAAGAUGUUUUGGCAUACUCGACGUUUCAAGCGCUUGCAGAAGAAGCUGGGCCUCCGUCAA
Messenger RNA from Cladocopium goreaui, 411 nucleotides. NCBI's taxonomy places the organism in Eukaryota, Dinophyceae, Suessiales, Symbiodiniaceae. The record is from the annotation of a GenBank genome assembly.